AUGAUAACUGGAUCUUUUGAUGGAACUGUGAGCUUAUGGGAUCCUCGUGUCAAAGACCGUUGCGGAGUGUUGCUGGGCCACGAGGCAGAAAUAAGCAAUUGCCUAUAUAACUACGAUGGUACGCUGAUUGCUAGUUCAUCAAUGGAUAAAUCUGCUCGCAUUUGGGAGACGCGUACCAUGAAUUGUUUGGCAACGAUUUCUGGACAUCAGCACGAGGUGCUCAAUAUAGCCUUCGAUGGCAGAGGAAGACGCUUAGCAACUGCAAGUAGUGACUGCACUUCGAGAGUUUGGGAUGUCCAUGGAGAUUUUAGUUUACUAGCGGCAAUGACUGGUCAUACGGAUGAAGUGAACACGGUCUGCUUUAGCCCUCCAGGUGGAGUUUUGCUCACUGGAUCAAAAGAUAAUACUGCCAGACUAUGGGAUAGUGAAACAGGAGAGUGCAUUCAGGUACUAAGAGGACACAUGGAUGAAGUUUUCUCGUGCGCGUUCAACUAUAUGGGUGACACCAUAAUAACCGCUUCCAAAGAUAAUACUUGUUACUUAUGGAGUUGA
Molecule: messenger RNA, 552 nt
Organism: Ctenocephalides felis (cat flea)
Lineage: Eukaryota; Metazoa; Arthropoda; Insecta; Siphonaptera; Pulicidae
Product: dynein assembly factor with WDR repeat domains 1-like
Exons: 5
Coding region: 1-552 (183 amino acids)
Molecular function (GO): protein binding
Source: RefSeq, a predicted model, not a curated record